Molecule: messenger RNA, 1191 nt
Organism: Cicer arietinum (chickpea)
Lineage: Eukaryota; Viridiplantae; Streptophyta; Magnoliopsida; Fabales; Fabaceae
Biological process (GO): endoplasmic reticulum to Golgi vesicle-mediated transport
Cellular component (GO): COPII-coated ER to Golgi transport vesicle; endoplasmic reticulum membrane; Golgi membrane
Source: RefSeq, a predicted model, not a curated record
AAAAGCAAUAAAUAAAAAAGAAAGUCGAAAUCCAAAAUACCGUUUUUGCUUAUACACUUCUCAGAUCUCAGUUCCCUUUUGCCGGAAACACCACACUUCUUCUUCUCUUGUUUCCACCGCCUCCACUCUCACCACUCUCUCUUCAAGCUUCUCUUCAGUAAGAAUGUAUAAUAAUGUUGGACCGCAACCAGGGGUGGCGCAGCCUCCAGCAAGCACACAACAACCUAAUCCUUUUGGGAGUGCAUUUCAAGUUGCUGGUUCAGGACUCAUUCGAGGUGGAUUGGGUGCUUAUGGAGGAAAAAUAUUAGGAUCCAGCUCUGAGUAUGUCCAAAGCAAUAUAAGUCGGUAUUUCUCUGAUCCCCAAUACUACUUUCAAGUGAAUGACCAUUAUGUUAAGAACAAAUUGAAGGUGGUUUUGUUUCCAUUUCUGCACAGGGGUCAUUGGACUAGAAUCACCGAGCCAGUGGGUGGUAGGCUCUCUUAUAAACCACCGAUUUAUGACAUAAAUGCACCAGACCUUUACAUUCCAUUAAUGGCAUUCGGUACUUAUGUCGUUCUUGCUGGCCUCUCAUUGGGUCUUCACGGAAAGUUUAGUCCAGAAGCAUUGAACUUGUUAUUCAUCAAGGGAUUACUUGGUUGGUUUAUGCAAGCUGGACUACUUAAGGUGACUUUACUUUCAUUAGGAAGCGGAGAAGCACCCUUGCUCGACAUCAUAGCAUAUGCUGGAUAUACUUUCACCGGCAUUUGUUUGGCUGUCCUCGGAAGAAUAAUAUCUGGCUACUCCUACUACUUUUUGAUGCCAUGGACCUGUUUAUGCAUGGGAGUGUUCUUAGUAAAAACAAUGAAACGAGUCCUUUUCGCAGAGGUCAGGAGUUACGACUCGAGCAAACAUCACUAUCUCUUGCUCUUUAUCGCUUUGGUUCAGUUCCCUUUGUUCAUUUGGCUUGGCAACAUUACUAUCAAUUGGCUUUUGUAGAUUGAUGAUAGCUUUUAACACUACUGAGGCAGUUUAUAGUAAAAUUAUUGGUUGUUGAUGUUUGACAGUUUGUAACAUAUGGAAUUUUUGUUGGUAAGGUUGGGGAAUAAACCUCAUUAGAAAUAUGCAUAAGUAUAGGUCUUCUUCAUGUAUAUGAUUGGUUUCCUCUAUACUUAUGCCAUGUUUGGAAUUGUGUCAGCCUUCCAUUUCUCGCA